AGAUCAUGAUGCAUCUAACUAGUCCAUGUACUUGAUACUACGGAUACUACUCGGAUAUCCCUACCUCUCUAGUCUCUACAUACUGGCUCCACGCUAAUGUACUAGGAUUCAAAGUACUGAAGUCUCGUCGGCACGAAAUCCCGACACAGACACCGCAACCGUCAGGCAUGUGUAGAGCCUGAGUCAAGCACGCAUUCAGCCAUGACGUUCUGAUUGCUUUCUGGUUUUCUGAUCGUCCAAGACAAUCAAAGAGGAAAAGAAAAAAAAACCCGCAAGAAAGUCAUCAACAUCCCUGAAAAUAUCCUGAAUCAUCCCUGAAAAUGGACCCAGUGAGCCAAUCAUGGCGGAUGAUCUUCCCACGCGGGGUUUCCACCGCCCAUCAAGCAGCUGAUCCUGGACUUCACUCUCCUCCUACCAGGUCAACCUCCUCGACUGACCGAACCGAGAAACUUACCUCUGUCCGACUUCUCCUCUGGAUGGAACUAAAUUCCCCACUAGUCUCUGCAAUCCAGACUUUGUCGUUUGUCCCACCGUGGUGACCCUCCCUUACAUCCACCCUCAUUUGGUGGAGGACUGCUGGACGACACGCUAGAAUUAAUUUACUAGACUCCGAGAAAACCCCCCAUCAGCCAACAUGGUCACAUCACCAGGCACACGUGCGUCGCUGGACAGGUCCCGACCGGGGACCUAUCAGCCCCUCUCCUCGGAGGAGGGGAGGGAGGGGAUGGAGGUGAGAGAGGCAGACAGGCAGCCGGUUGACCACAUGGGUCCGUUACUGGACAAGGACGACAGAGAGGAGGAGGACGAGGGCCUGGUGGAAGAGGGUCUGGUGAAGCCGCUGCUGGUCCUGCAGGACGAACAUUCCACGGCUUUAAAGAGGGCCGCUGCAUCCCCUUCCUGGCUGCGGUCUGCCAUCAUCACCCUCCUCCUCACCAUCAUGUCGCUCCUCUCCCUCCUCACCUUCUUUCUCUUCUCCUCCUCGCUGCGGUCGGGCGUCCUGGGACGCCCGUCCCAUCCAGCCACCAAGGGUCCCAUCAAGAAUGUCGUGGUCCUGGUGGAGGAGAACCUGUCCUUUGACGUGUUCGCCGGCGGGCUGACCUACAACAAGAAGAUCGAUGGUCUCGUCGAUCGGGAGUACUGUAACCCGGCCAACGUCACGGACGCGUAUUCCAAGCGGGUGUGUGCGAAGCCCAUCGCGAAGAACGUCGCGCCCGAUGAUCCGGAUCACAGUAUCACCGGCGGCAACCAGCAGGUGUACAGCACGUACCACCCCAACGCCAAGAACGACAUGCCGGACAUGCAAGGCUUCGUGUCCGAGCAGAUCGCCGCCUACGGUCUGGACGCGGACCUGACGCGGGCGGCCGAGGUCAUCAACUACUACACGCCCGACAUGGUCCCCGUCUUCAACGCCAUGGCCGAGAACUUUGUGCUCUUCGACCGCUGGUUCGCCGCCGUCCCGGGCCCGACCAAUCCCAACCGGGCCUACCUGACCUCGGGCACGUCGCACGGUCACGGCAAGAAUGACCGCGACUUCGACACCUCAUCCCUGCCGCAGGAGUCCAUCUUCGAGCAGCUCGACAAGGCCGACAUCAGCUGGAUGAACUACUCCAACACCACCAACUUCAACCCGGACUCCAUGUUCUACAACUGGACCGCCUCCUCCGGCAAGGGCGACACCAACGUCAAGCGCAUCGACCAGUUCUACAAGGACGCCAAGGACGGUAACCUGCCGCAGUUCACCUGGAUCAACCCGGAGUGCUGCUCCUACACCUCCUUCCACCCGCCCUCGCCCAUCAACAUGGGCGAGAACUUCAUCAAGAGCGUCUACGAGGCCCUGCGCGGCUCCCCGCAGUGGAAGGACACGCUCUUCAUCCUGACCUUUGACGAGCACGGCGGUUUCGCCGACCACGUCGCCCCGCCCGAGAACGUCCCCGCCGGCGACGACCUGACCUACACCGAGAAGGCCCGCGACGGCAAGGAGUCCACUUUCCAUUUCGACCGCCUGGGCAUCCGGGUGCCCACGGUGCUGAUGUCGCCCUGGGUCGGCAAGGGCGUGAUCCAGAACAGCCCCAAAGACCAGCCCAACGAGUUCACCCACACCUCCAUCCUCAAGUACGUGUCGGAGCUGUGGGGGCUCGACCCGCUGACCCCGCGGGUGGAGUGGUCGCCCAGCUUCAAGAGCCUGAUCACGGAUACCUACCGGGAUGAUACCCCGAAGAAGCUGCCUUCUGCGGCGGGUUAUUAAGUAGGUUCGAUGCCUGGAGCAUCUUGGGACGGAGUAUAGUUGGACUGGCCAUAGUGUUUCUUUUUUUGUUUUUUUUUCUGGAUGUAUGUGAUGAGCAAGCCCAGCUGGUUGCUGGCUUGAAUAGUAUAUGAAAUAUAUGAAAUGAAUGAAUUAAAUCUGUA
Molecule: messenger RNA, 2406 nt
Organism: Aspergillus candidus
Lineage: Eukaryota; Fungi; Ascomycota; Eurotiomycetes; Eurotiales; Aspergillaceae
Product: putative phosphatidylglycerol specific phospholipase
Exons: 1
Coding region: 635-2245 (536 amino acids)
Biological process (GO): phospholipid catabolic process
Molecular function (GO): hydrolase activity, acting on ester bonds
Source: RefSeq, a predicted model, not a curated record